AUAAGCUUGUAUGGUAUUUUUGAAAAAAAGUUAGAAUUUCGUUCAAAAAAGAAGACGUGACGUUUGUGCACCAAGGACAGAAGCGUUUUAAGCUCUCUCUCUCUGUCUCUCUCUCUCUCUCUAGAGGAGUAGAAGUAAGAAGAUUUGUACAAACCUCUCUCUCUCUCUCUCUCUAUCUCUCUAAAUAUUUAUCAUUACAAUGAAGAGGCUUGGAGUAAUUAUUGGGAAGAGGAGGCUACUACCACUACAUGGGAGCUUCGAUCACCACCCCAAACAUCAACAACAACAAUAAUCUCCCUCUCACAAACUCAACAACAACAAACCCUCUUAAUCUCCUCUCUCUCAGCAGGGAAGUGCAUGGCCGGAAAGAAGAAUCCGACGGCGACGACGACGAUGAUACCGUCUCCGUAGACUCAAACCGAGUACAAGAGGCUCUAAACAGGAAGAACCCGGAGAAGCUCCAAGAGGAGUCCGGGGCCGUCGCGACGGUUCUCCCCGAGGAAGUGCUCGAGUCGGCCGAGUCGGACAUCUUCUGGGCCCCGGACCCCGAGACGGGCGUCUUCGUGCCUGCGGAGGAGGGGGAGGUCGACGUGAACACCAGGCUCCCCGCCCCGCCCCACCCGUCGGGGAUCACCAACGGGAGCGGAAGCAGUAAAGGGAACGGCAACGGUAACGGCUCGACGGUGCUCGAGGAAACCGUUUGGGUCCGAGAGGUCGAGGUCGAGGAGAUCGUAAGGCCUCCCCCUAUCGAAACCGAAACCGACGACUCAGAUCUCCUGUAGUUGAAGUUUCCUUUUUCUUUUUUCGCUUGUAACCGAAACCGUAACUGAAACCAGAGAAUAACACUAGGUACAAUUAAAUGUGUUGUUGUGAUGCUAGAAUGGAAUCCUCUUUAUCUAUCUUAAUCUUCAAGUAGUGGUACAAAUGGAGCUGUAAUCAAGGGUAACUUUUUGAAUGAAGUGCUUGUUUGUUUCA
Molecule: messenger RNA, 975 nt
Organism: Ananas comosus (pineapple)
Lineage: Eukaryota; Viridiplantae; Streptophyta; Magnoliopsida; Poales; Bromeliaceae
Exons: 2
Coding region: 249-782 (177 amino acids)
Source: RefSeq, a predicted model, not a curated record